GGCAACCGGGCAAGUUCCUGGUCUUGUCGCGCCGCGUGUGGCAGACUGGGAGCAGAAGCGUGGUGGCUGUGAGGAAAACGUGAGCGCUCUCAUUAUAGAGAGUACUACAAGCUUUAUAACUGUAACUGAGCUGCUGCCACAAUGCUCGUGUUGUUUGAGACCGCGGCUGGCUACGCCAUAUUCAAAGUCCUUGAUGAGUCCAAGCUGCAGCAGGUGAACAGCCUGUAUAAAGAGUUUGAAACGCCAGAAAAAGCAAACAAAAUUGUGAAGUUGAAGCACUUCGAGAAGUUUCAGGACACAACAGAAGCCUUAGCAGCUGCCACUGCCCUGGUUGAGGGGAAAAUUGGCAAGAGUCUAAAGAAAGUGCUGAAGAAGGUAGUUGCUAAGGAGGCUCACGAGCAGCUAGCAAUCAGUGAUGCAAAGCUGGGUGGAGUUAUAAAAGAAAAGAUGGACCUGAGCUGUGUCCACAGCCCGGCUGUGUCUGAACUGAUGAGAUGCAUCAGGAGUCAAAUGGAGAGUCUGAUCAGUGGACUUCCUCCCAAAGAGAUCAGUGCCAUGUCUCUGGGGUUGGCUCACAGUUUAUCCCGCUACAAGCUGAAGUUCAGUCCAGACAAAGUGGAUACUAUGAUUGUGCAAGCUAUUUCUCUUCUGGAUGACCUGGAUAAAGAGCUCAAUAACUACAUCAUGCGCUGCAGGGAGUGGUACGGCUGGCAUUUUCCAGAGCUUGGAAAAAUCAUCACAGAUAACUUGGCUUACUGCAAAACUGUCCGCCACAUUGGUGACCGCACAAACGUAGCCGGCUCGGAUCUGUCUGAAAUCAUUCCCGAGGAAAUCGAGGCCGAGGUGAAGCUGGCUGCUGAAAUCUCCAUGGGAACAGAAGUGUCAGAGGAGGACAUUGGUAACAUCAGGCACCUGUGUGAUCAGGUGAUAGAGAUUUCGGAAUACCGCGCACAGCUCUAUGACUACCUAAAGAACCGAAUGAUGGCGAUCGCCCCCAACCUGACUGUAAUGGUGGGUGAACUGGUUGGAGCUCGGCUCAUCUCGCAUGCUGGUUCACUCCUGAAUCUGGCUAAGCACCCAGCUUCCACAGUACAAAUCCUAGGAGCAGAGAAGGCUCUGUUCAGAGCACUGAAGACUCGUAAAGACACACCCAAGUAUGGUCUCAUCUACCAUGCAUCUUUAGUGGGUCAGACCACUGCCAAAAAUAAGGGCAAGAUUUCGCGUAUGCUGGCGGCUAAAGCAGCUUUGGCUAUUCGUUACGAUGCCCUGGGAGAGGACACAAAUGCUGAAAUGGGAGCAGAGAACCGAGCCAAGCUUGAGGCUAGAUUGCGCCAGCUGGAGGAGAGGGGCAUACGACGAAUCAGUGGAACCGGCAAGGCAAUGGCAAAGGCAGACAAAUACCAGCACAAGAGUGAAGUGAAAAUUUAUGAUCCGUCUGGUGAAUCAACUAUUCCUACAACCUCAAAGAAGAGAAAGUUUGAGGAGGUAGAGGAGGAGGCUGAGGAACCUGUAACACCUGUAGUUAAAUCAAAGAAGGCCAAAAAGGAAACAGUAACACAAGUAGAAGAAGAAGCUACAACAUCUGCAGCAGCUGAGGAACCCCCAAAGAAAAAGAAGAAAAAGAAGAGAGUGGCAGAUGAACCCGAGGAGGAGGAGGUGGUUACAGUAACAGAGUCAGCAGAGAAGAAAAAAAAGAAGAAAAAGAAAGUAAAAGAGGAGGAAGAAGAUUAAACACGAUGGAGAAUGUGUAUAUAUUCAGUUUUAUUUUUGUCAUUUUAGUUUUGAAUAUUGCAUUUAUAUUCAACAAGGGCAAUUGCAGACAUACAGUAUUGUUAAAUUUCUAAUCUAGUUUGUUGAUCCUGACAAUGUUUUGAUUUGUGGACACAUCUGUAUCAGAUUUGUAUAAUAUCCUGUGCUAAACAAUGAGUUGAAAACAUUUUCCAAAUAAUUAAACUUUUAUUGUCUCAAUGAACAUCUGCCCUGUAAAAUAAACUUUUUUUAAUGUAA
Betta splendens (Siamese fighting fish) is the source of this 2007-nucleotide messenger RNA. RefSeq names its product NOP58 ribonucleoprotein homolog (yeast) (gene nop58). NCBI's taxonomy places the organism in Eukaryota, Metazoa, Chordata, Actinopteri, Anabantiformes, Osphronemidae. Bases 142 to 1731 code for a protein of 529 amino acids. The record is from RefSeq and is a predicted model, not a curated record. Gene Ontology annotation, molecular function: snoRNA binding. Gene Ontology annotation, cellular component: box C/D methylation guide snoRNP complex; small-subunit processome. The transcript is spliced from 15 exons.